Messenger RNA from Prorocentrum cordatum, 6575 nucleotides. The record is from the annotation of a GenBank genome assembly. NCBI's taxonomy places the organism in Eukaryota, Dinophyceae, Prorocentrales, Prorocentraceae.
UGUACUCUCUACUCUCUACUCUCUACCCUGCUCUACUCUUUCCUGUGUUGUUGAAGAUACGGGCCAAGAGCAUAAUUCACGAUAUGGUCGAGCCCACUAGCCAUAUCGAUUUCGCGGCAGGGGCAGGGAUGGCCCCGACUGAUGCGGCGAUUGAGGAACUGACUGCUCAGGUGGCCAAGAUGAAUGGGUCUCUCUCGGAGGUGCUGGUCCAGGUUAGCGAGCUUGCGGCUAGUGUUGUCGCUUUGCAGAAGAAUUUUGACGAGCAGCGUGCCAACAUCUCGAAAACAGAAGCGGAGCUUGAAAAUAUUUGGAACUGGAAUUCCAGUCUCUCCGGGACUGACGAGAUGUUGACUGCCAUGGGGAAGAGUCGUCGCAACGAGCUCGAGGGCCUCCUCAAAGAUAUUCUAGCGCUCAAAGGGUGGCCCGGGUUCAUUUUCGUUUUGGGCGAGGUCUCGGGCGAUGCUGCGAAGCUCCAUCAUGUUCCGAAGCCUGCGUCGACGCUCGAGAUGCCCAGGAUCGUCGCGCUUGCGUGCAACUUCGAGGCCACCGGUAUCGGAGGUCAGUUCGGCCCGGUGGCAUUCCCGCGGGGAGCAAUGGCCGCCCGCGUGGCUCCGCACGGCACGCUGGCAACGAGCCCGCAAGAUACUGAGGUGGCGUCUCUGCGGCGCGCGAAGCUGAUCGCGCGCGGCGGGGCGCCCUGCCACCGCGAAUCCAGCGCGCCGACGUUCCUGCGCCUGGUCCCGGACGGACUCAUGGAGUGUCUGCGCAGCGGCCACAAGAGGGAGAUGCUGCUCACCGAACUCGACAAGGAGGUGGAGGAGGUUGGUGGGGAGCAGUGGGAGAGAGCACUGGGAGCGGCGACGCCAGACGAGACCUGGGACCUUCUGGGAGGACUAGGUGCAGACACGAUUGCGGACCACAGCAAAGGGUACAUGAAGUACCUAGACCAAUUCCUUGCACAAUGCCGAAGUUGUCAGGUCACCCCGCUGGACUGGGCUGCACAAGGGGGGGUGAGCACAAUCACAACCAACUACGACGGCACCAACGCGUUUGCAGCCACCAACCGAGCUUUACUCAGAGCGGUUGCCUUCAGGCAAGCACACGAGCACGACCAGCGCUUCGCCAUGGCAGCAAUUGACCACUCUACCCUGACGCUCGAAGCUGCCGACGGCACAGUCGAAGCUGAGAGCACCACAGGCGCCCAAAUGGGCUUCACCCUCUGCCCAAGGCAAUUCAACGAUGCAUACAACCUGUACGUCACAAAAUGGUGGGAACAAGGCCGCGCGGACCCAGACCAGAUUAUCCACGACACGACCAACCCAGUCGCAGGCAACACUCACGACUUAGCUCUCAACACGUUCAUGGACGACAUCACCUAUGUGCAGACAAUCUUACCCGCAGCGACGGCUGCUGGCCAGGGCAUCACUGGCGAGGUCGUGCGGCGCAUCGCAGCCAUUCGCGUUGCAUGGCGACAGUGCGGGAUCUUCUGGACCUCUAAGGUGGAGCUUCGGGACCAGCUGAGAUCGCUCCAGAGGCUCACCCUCCAGAACUCGAACGAGAUUCGCAAUUUUCUGCAUCUCACGGGAGAGUUCUGGCUGACGCCGCUCGAGCCAGAAUGGGUGCAGGCGCCGAUGGAGACAGGCAGAGAGCACGGGCGGAAGGUAAAGCAGCUGGGCAAGGGGCACGGCCUAGGCCCACCGCAUGGCCAGGUGGCGGCGAGCUUGGUCGAAGAGAUAGUGGCGGUGCUCGAUUCGGAGGAGCAGAAGCUCGACGCGUCCCUCCUCCACGUGAGACAGCUCCUGAAGGAGUUCAUGAGCCAGCUCGACGAACCCUGGGGACCAAUCUUCAUCACGGAGGUCUUCUUGCAGUGCAAGAUCCAGGAGGCAUACAACAAGACGGGCGAGGACGUGGAGAUGGACAUCAAGCAGUGCAAGGCCAAGCUCAUCUACACGAUCAGCACGGCGCCGAGCUUCAGGGCCGCGCUGUACGACCAGAAGCUCGAGCAGGAGCAGUACGACAAGAUCGCGGGCUUCAAGGGGGACAUAUUCAAGCAGGCCCUGGGCCACGCGUUGGCGCACCUCGGGGCCACGAAGAGCCGUUCAGGGGGCCCGAAGACGGGCCUGGAGAGGGCAGUGGAAGCGCAGCUCAACAGGGCAAACAUGCGGGACCCCUCUCCGCUGAUCGCCGACUGCUGCGCCGCGCCGUGCGAAGAGGCGCGGCGCCCUCGGGUGCCCAACCUGAGCAACCCGCAGAUCGCGGAGAGCUGGGCGCGGCGCCCCAAGCGGCCGGGGGCGCCGCUGGCGCCCUUCCUCGCGGCGCCGCGGCGCCACCUGGCGGCCGCGCUGGCGCACUUCCGCCUGGGCCCCGGCGACCUCUUCCUGGACCUGGGCUCCGGCGACGGCCGCUGGGUGCACGCCGCCGUGGAGCGCUGGAACUGCAGCGCGGUCGGCCUCGAGCUCAACGCCACGCUGGUCGAGGCGGCGGCGGCGGAGGCGGCGCGCCUGGGCCUGCAGAAGGCGAGGUUCGUCGCCGGAGACGUCUUCGAGACGCUCCCGGGGCUCGGGCCGCAGCUGGGCAGGCUGCGGCUGGCCGCCAUCUUCCUGAGCACCAGCGGGAUGGAGAGGAUCGCGCCCCUGCUCGAGAGGGCCCUGCCGCGGCGGCGGCUGCCCCUCCUGGUGCCGUGGUUCGAGUUCCCCGAGCACCAGCGAUUCCAGUUCCGACGCAUGCUCGACGAGGAGUACGAGCUCCGGGAGUACGCCUACGUCCCAGACGAGGAGUUGUCUCUGCAGUUGCAGUCCGGCCAGUCCAUCGAUCACGGCCAAGCGGAAGACGCUCGGACAGCGAGCUACGAUCCGAACAGGCUGUCCGUUGGGGUGCGUUCGUCGGGCAUUUCAGAGAUUCCAUGCGACCUGAGCGAAAGUGUACCUUCGGUGUCCUACAGCUUCGACCAUCUGGAGAUCCCCUCCGGGCGACCCGUGCUGGAGCGCAGGAGCGAAAGUGUACCCACGGUGUCCUACAGCUUCGACCAUCUGGAGAUCCCCUCCGGGCGACCCGUGCUGGAGGGCACCGACGACUCCGGGCUUUCCAUUUCGUUCUCGGACCCGCCCCUCGGGCGGCGGCAGUUGGAGCGCCUCGACGACUCCGACUUCUCCCGCGACGCGAACUCGUUUACGCAGUCGGAGGCGCCCCUCGGGCAUGGGCGGCCGAGGGAGAGCGCCGACGACUCCGACUUCUCCCGCGGCGUGAGGUCGUUCACGCAGUCGCUGACUAGCUGGCUGCCGUGGGAGCGCCCCGACGACCGCGAUGCUCCCCGCGAUGCGGCGUCGCUUUCGGGUGGAAGGUCUUUGGCGCCGGUGUGCAAGAGGUCGUCAGCCCAGAAGGUCCUGGUCGCCGCCAUGAGCUGGGGCCGAAUAAUCAGCCACGAGUCCGUGAUGGCGCGGGCGGCGGAGCAGAACGAGGAGCAGGUACGCAGGCGGAGAGCGAGGCGGGGAAGGCUGGUCGAGCUCAACCUCCGCGGCUUCGACGGGAGUCAGAGCUGCCCGUUGCUCUGGCGCGGGGGCAAGGUGCCGCAGGACGGGGCCAGCACCCUGACGAGCCUGGUGGCCGAGGCCUGCACGCUGUUGGCGGGCUGCCUCAUGGCCGCCUGCGGGCUGCGCCGCCCGAGGCUCCGCGCCCACUACGGCAUGCUGCUCGCGCUCGGGCUCUACGGGGUGGCCUUCCCGCUCCUGCCCUCGGAGCCUUCGUGUGACGACCAGUGGCGCUACCUGCAGUGCUCGAUGGGCAAGGACUGGUGGCGAGCCGACAGGCAGGGCUGCGGCCCACAGGGCCUCACGUCAUCGGUGAUGUGCAUGGUCAUCGUCUGCAUGUCUCCGCACAUAGUGCCCGAACUGAAGCCGAUGCUGCUGUUCUUGGCUCUCUUUGUGGCGGGGUACCUCGCGGCGUCUGCGACUUACCUCUACGCGACCGAGCUUGGGUAUUACCAUUGGGGGGACAUCCUGGUCGUUGUGGGGUUGCUCGGUGCCGCCACCGUGAUAGCUGCCUACAGGAAGUACAAGGUGGACGUACAGCAGCAGUACGCGGACUUGCUCUACCAGGAAAAGUCGGAUGCCACUAAAAAGCUCCUCGACUUGCUCCAAGAUUUCCUUCCAGACCACAUAAUCUCACGAAUGUUGAGGCACCCGAGUGCCACCACCGCAGAACAGAUUCCAAAGGCGUCCGUGCUGUUUCUGGUGAUCACUGAUUUCGAAGGUCACAUGAGCCGGCGGACGCCGGAUCAGCUAUUGGACUUCCUAAACACCCUCUUCGGCAAGAUCGACCGGAUAUGCUUCGACUGCCAGGUGACAAAGAUCGAGACGGUGGGCGAGGAAUACGUCGCUGCCGUCGGCGUGAAGCCAGAAGACUAUGCGAACGGGGUUGACAAACACGAGGAGGUUCUAAACCGCCUCAUCGUGGCGGCGCUGGGCAUAUUCGAAGUGCAGAAGGGAGGACUGGACGAGCCAUUGACCAACGUCAAGUUCAGAAUGGGCCUGCACACUGGCCCUGUCGUUGCCGGCGUGAUCGGGCAGAAGUUGCCGAGGUUCCGCCUGUUCGGUGACACCAUGAACACCGCUGCCAGGAUGAUGCAGAAGGGAGUCGACGGCGAGCUUCAGUUCGGGGAGGAAACCCGGGCGUGCAUGCCCAGCUGGGUGCGGUGCCGUUCGAGGGGAAAGAUCGAGAUGAAGGGCAAGGGCCAGGUGGACGCGUAUCUCCUGGACUGGUCGAGCCAGGACAUUGAGGGAAUCGUCUGGGAGGAGAUCCGCUCCUACGGACUGCGCAAGUCCAGGCGGAGCAGUCUGGACAGCAUCAUAUCGGUCAGCAACGACGGUUCUGACGAUCAGGAUACAGUGAUCGGCUACCCCAGUACUUACACUCUGACCAGCUCGGACUCGAGGCUCACACGCGUGCUGUCGUCUUCUGUCCGCGGCGGACUGCUUCGCGGCGACGAGGGCGACAUCGACUGGCUGCGGGAGUUCUACCACUUCCGCUUUGCGCGCCACCUGGGGCGGCGCUCGGACCGCCUCGCCGUCGUGGUCCUUGCGCUCACUGCGGCGGAGGCUCUUGCGGCAGAGCUGCUGCAGCGUGACAUGGGGGACGUGCUGGGGGUGAGGCGGGUCUGGAUGUUCCUGGCCCUGCGCGCCGUGCUGCUCGCGCUGAUAUUCCGGUGGCGCGUCGUCGCGCAGAACAAGGACUGGAUUUUCCUGGAUCCGACGGCGGCGGAGCGUUGGGGGUUGGCGUACGCAUGCGCUUUGCUGAUUCUGCAGUUUACAGCUUACUCCCUUCUCGCUGUGCCCCUCGUCCACGAGAUCAGCAUGGACUUGAGCGCCUCUCAGGCCAGGGCCAAGCUGCAAAGCGAGCCCCUUAGGGCACCCCUGUGGAAGUUGAUGUAUCUCUUGUGGUACGCGGUGAGCGUGAUGGACAUACAGCUACGGCAGAAGCCCACAGUCUACUUCGUGGCUUUCUCGUUGCUAGCGCCGCUAUUUCUUUCUGCUGUGCUUCCAGCGUUACGCAACCUCACAAGCGCCGUGCAGCUUACCAGCAUGCUCAUCAUGGGCCUGGUGGGCAUCCAGAUUGCCGGCGCAGACGAGCAUCACGAUAGAGAGCGAUACAAUGCGCAGAUGCAAGUACGGUCUGCACAGCACCGCAUGGAUUCGAUCUUGAGCCAAUUGGUGCCCCCCUUGGUGGCAAACGAGCUGAACAAACGGCAGGCCUGCCAGAGUGUCAAUAUUUUGCACCAGGGCUUGAGUUGUUCCCACUCUUACCGGCGAGCCACCAUCGCCUGCUCGGACCUUGUGGGCUUCACGGCGCUGGCAAGCACGCGUACAGCCACGGAGGUCGUGGAGAUGGUCAGCGACCUCUUUGGGCGUUUCGAUCGGCUCAGUGACGUCUACAGAAUCUGCAAGAUAGAGACGGUCGGCGAUGCCUACAUUGCUGGCCAGGCGGUCCGACCGCUCACAUCGGUCUAUAAGCCUAUCAGCGUGGUCGUCUUCGCGGUCGAGAUGAUAGAAGCCGUAAGGAGCUGGUCGCGUGAGAGAGACAUCCCUCUCGAUUGCCGGGUCGGCGUCCACACCGGCGAGUGCGUCGGCGGUGUCGUCGGCGUGGAGAUGAAGCGGUACCACCUGUUCGGCCACCUCUUGUCGGCCCUGGAGCUGCUGGAGUCCACCGCUCCGACGGGGCAGGUGCACCUGAGCGGCGCGUGCCAGCGGGCCGUGGAGGCGCAGGCCUCUGCGGAGGGGCUCUGUGACGACGCCCUGGUCUGCGCCCCCAGAAAGGAGCUCGUCCUCACCACUUCAAAGGGGGACCCGGUGUCGUACCAGGACAUCGGGGGCGCGCCAACUUUUGUCGUGCAGCACUGCAGCCCGGAGCUGUACGACCCCGAGGCCGAGUCGGACAAGGUGAACGUGUCGGCGUCGACGAGCGUCAGAACCCACGCUCGAAGCGGGUCUGCCAGCGUCCCGCUCGGCACCCGCGUUGUCAGCGGAGAUCGCCUUCCCCCCGCGGUGGAGCAGCCCGACUCCGAGCGACCUGACCAUGCAUAG